AUGCGUCUUGCCGCUUCUCUUCAUGUUGCGGUUCUUCUUGCCGCCGCAGAGGUUACAAUGGCUACUCCCAGCCCCAGCAUCACUGCUGCUCCCACGGCCUCGAACAAUCUCCUCAACACCGCCACAUCCGAAAAGCCCUCGGUAUUCACCACCAUCUCGUGCAGCCCCAAUGGAAACACUGAGGAGGCAGGUGAAUAUGUCAGACAUAAUUGCAAGGUGUAUGAGCACAGGCUCAAGGAGCUGGAGAGCGGUGCUGGGUUUGCUGUGCCGUUUCUGGGCAGUCUCUGGGAAAUGGCCGCAGCGGCUGUGAUAGUCAUGCUGUUUUGA
This is a messenger RNA of Neurospora hispaniola, 327 nucleotides long. RefSeq lists its product as uncharacterized. The record is from RefSeq and is a predicted model, not a curated record. Lineage: Eukaryota; Fungi; Ascomycota; Sordariomycetes; Sordariales; Sordariaceae. The coding region runs from base 1 to 327 and encodes 108 amino acids. The transcript has a single exon.